CUCAAAUCAUAUCUCAAUCAGAAUGAAGUCGACGGAAUUCCUUUUGGUCCUCAUUGGACUUAUUGCCUUUGUAGCUGUUUCUCAAGCUGCUACCGACUAUUGUGAUAAGGAGCUUUGUGGAACUGCAAAGCACAUUGCUUGCAAUGCAACAGGGCAAUUUGCGAAAACUUGCUCCUCAGAUAGAAAACUUGUCGAAAUGACUCCAGACAUAAUCAAAGCUAUAUUGGCACGAGUCAAUAAGCUUCGAAACACAUUGGCAAGUGGAAAUAUUACAAAAUUCCAACCAUGUCCAAGAAUGGCUUCGGUCCAAUGGAAUGCUGAACUAUCCACACUUGCCAAAUAUAAUUGUCAAACUUGCAAAUACGCUCAUGACGCAUGUCACAAUACCAAAACAUGUCCUCAAUCUGGACAAAAUAUUGGCAUUGUAUUUUCUGAUCAACCACUUACUAAUUCACCACUUUCCAUGAUGCUUGGUAUUAUUGACGAUUGGUGGGCAGAAAAUAAAGACACAACAAUGAAUGAUAUCAACAAAUAUCCUGAAAAUCCAAAAAAUGUAAUUGGUCACUUUACGGAAAUGGCAAUUGCAUCUAAUAAUUUAAUGGGGUGCUAUGGUGCUACUUUCAAAUCCGCACAAUUCAAUAACAACUAUGCAUUUUAUUUUGUUUGCAAUUUUAAGAAGAUAAAUAUUAUUAAUGGCCAAAUUUAUCCAUCUGGAAAAAGUGCAAGUAAGUGUACGUCUGGAGCAAAUUCAAACUACAAGGCAUUAUGUUCUGAGAAUGAAAAAUAUUAAAAGUGAAUUGUGAAUGAGACCGACGACGAGACGAUAUUCCGAAACGACCACCUUUUAAAAAUGUUUAACUUUUUUAUUAAAAAAAAAACAAUAUGAAUAGUUUUUUGAUGUCAGCAAGUCAAACGUGUAAAGAAAUUAUUUGUUAA
Episyrphus balteatus (marmalade hoverfly) is the source of this 936-nucleotide messenger RNA. Its product is annotated as antigen 5 like allergen Cul n 1-like. Lineage: Eukaryota; Metazoa; Arthropoda; Insecta; Diptera; Syrphidae. Bases 23 to 790 code for a protein of 255 amino acids. The transcript has 3 exons. The record is from RefSeq and is a predicted model, not a curated record.